CAACCUGACGAAAAGAGUCCAAAGAAUUUACAACAAAGUCCUAAUGUCCCUACCACUUGGUCAACCAACCAAAACCCGAAACCUAACGCUUAUAACAAUGCGAGAUUCGAACAGACGAACCUUGAUCUUCAACCGAAUCCACCGAGUGCAAUGGGUAUGGUAGCUCAAGAUCCUGUCAGAUUGGUCGAAGGUCGACGAGCGGUAUGUGAUGGAGGUGUGGGACCUCUCGGACAUCCAAAAAUUUACAUCAACUUGGACAAACCAGGACCUAAAGUGUGCGGAUAUUGUGGGAUACGUUUCGAACAAGCUCAUCAUCAUCAUUAG
Tremella mesenterica DSM 1558 is the source of this 324-nucleotide messenger RNA. RefSeq lists its product as uncharacterized. NCBI's taxonomy places the organism in Eukaryota, Fungi, Basidiomycota, Tremellomycetes, Tremellales, Tremellaceae. Gene Ontology annotation, biological process: mitochondrial electron transport, NADH to ubiquinone. The annotation marks the transcript as partial. The transcript is spliced from 6 exons. The record is from RefSeq and is a predicted model, not a curated record.